Messenger RNA from Dibothriocephalus latus, 342 nucleotides. The record is from the annotation of a GenBank genome assembly. Lineage: Eukaryota; Metazoa; Platyhelminthes; Cestoda; Diphyllobothriidea; Diphyllobothriidae.
AUGGAGCGGGUUGCCGUGUUGACGGAUCUGCGCAAACCCAAGAUCUUCUUCCCCACGGACUGGGACUCCACCAUAUUGGUUAAUCAAACGGCUCUGAUUCGGUCGCUACUGCAACAGGACCCCUCCCGUCGUCCCAGCGCCUCGGAUCUUUUGGCGUCGCCGCUGGUGCCACCCCUGAAAUCCACUGAGUCCGCCUUUAGAAAACAGGUUCUGGAGGCCUUCAAUAAUCCCGAUGGUAACCUCUACCGUUUCAUCGUCAACAAUCUCAUGACAGUGUCCUGUUCUCGAGCAGCCGUGAGUAUUAUUGAAUACGCUCUCCUCAUCUUUUGCGUCCGAGCCUAA